GUGACUCCCUCAAGUGGCAAAGUAUUCCUGGCCCGACAUUAAACAGGUAGGAAAGGCGACAACAUUUUAGAGGGAUUUAUGGCAAGAAAGAAACCUCCAUCCCUGGGGAUCCUGUUACUCAUCGUCUGCCACAACAACCAGUGAUCAUGUCAUGUCGGAUGAAGAACAUCAUUUCGAGUCCAAGGCCGAUGCUGGGGCGUCCAAGACCUACCCCCAACAGGCCGGGACGAUCCGUAAGAACGGAUACAUCGUCAUCAAAGGGAGGGCCUGCAAGGUUGUUGAAGUUUCAACAUCCAAGACUGGGAAACAUGGCCAUGCAAAAUGUCACUUUGUUGGCAUAGACAUCUUUAACACAAAGAAGCUUGAGGAUAUUGUGCCAUCUUCUCACAACUGUGAUGUUCCUCAUGUUACUCGAACUGAUUAUCAGCUCAUUGACAUAUCUGAAGAUGGUUUUGUGAGCCUUCUGACUGAAAAUGGCAACACGAAAGAUGAUCUGAGGCUUCCAACUGAUGAAACUUUGCUAGCUCAGGAGGCUGAAGACGCUUUAUCGAAGUUGAAUCAGUCUUCUACUUUACAGAUUGCAUUAGGAUCAUUAAGCCAUUCUCUUUCUCAAAUUAACUUACUUCAGCAUAAAGACAAAGAAGUUAGGUUAUUGGUUGCAGUGUGUUUCAGUGAAAUCAUCCGGAUCCUGGCACCUGAACCACCUUUCAGUGAUGAGAUAUGAAUAUAAUAAGAGUCAAAAUCUGUCGUAGAGGAAGUCUCUCACUAGGACUGCCCGAUGUGUGAGGCUCCUGCUAAUGUGUAGCUUAUAAUAAAUCAUUUUCAGGUGGUGCCAAUUAGGAGAAGUUUUGUCUGAUAAAUUGUGCUGUAUUAUAGCCUACAUAAAUAUCUCUGUAAUUCUUUUUGUUAUAAAUUCUAUAGAAAUGUCAUUCUUUAUUAUGGGGAAUGAUGCUUUGUUUA
Messenger RNA from Musa acuminata AAA Group (dessert banana), 960 nucleotides. Its product is annotated as eukaryotic translation initiation factor 5A-like. The transcript has 7 exons. Gene Ontology annotation, biological process: translational elongation; positive regulation of translational elongation; positive regulation of translational termination. The record is from RefSeq and is a predicted model, not a curated record. Lineage: Eukaryota; Viridiplantae; Streptophyta; Magnoliopsida; Zingiberales; Musaceae. Gene Ontology annotation, molecular function: translation elongation factor activity; RNA binding; ribosome binding. The coding region runs from base 152 to 724 and encodes 190 amino acids.